Diabrotica virgifera virgifera (western corn rootworm) is the source of this 1488-nucleotide messenger RNA. RefSeq names its product probable chitinase 10. Gene Ontology annotation, molecular function: chitin binding. The coding region runs from base 390 to 1364 and encodes 324 amino acids. The record is from RefSeq and is a predicted model, not a curated record. NCBI's taxonomy places the organism in Eukaryota, Metazoa, Arthropoda, Insecta, Coleoptera, Chrysomelidae. Gene Ontology annotation, cellular component: extracellular region. The transcript has 10 exons.
CAUAAGUCAGACUUUUCAUCGUAUAUAGUGUACAAAUCAGACGUAGUCAACAACCAACGCACUGUUUUAUGUGAUUGUAUCACGUAGACUUAAAAUACCAAAGUUGCAUAAACAAAUAAAAAAUAUCCACAAAAAUAAAUCACUAAGGCUGUUAUCAAAUAUUUCAAUCAAAGAAUCAAUCAAGGCUUCAAGGUUAAGUGUACAUCGAUUUAAAGAACUAAUGUAUAAUAAUUCAAUUUUCAUUGUUUUUUUCUGUUCAAAUCUGUUUAUCCGAAGCAAUUAUUACUGAUAAAAAUUGUUUGAUUAUUUGCUUCAUCCGGUAAAGAGGCUAUAAAAUUUUUGUCUUUUACAACGAGCAGCUAAUUUGAUCAGUAUUUUGAAAAAGUAAAAUGAGAAAUACAAUUAAUUUUAUUUUAGUACUGGCUUGUGUAUUAGGUGUUAUUCCAUACACGACUGCUAGACAUGCAAAAUCUAAAUUCGAUUACUCUGCUAUUAAUUUAAUAAGAGAUAUAGUUGAAGACUGCAAAAAUGGUUUAGAGACAUUCGAAUACUAUCCUUAUGACUGUCAAAAAUAUUACUCUUGUAGUAAGGGAGCACCUCAGGUAAAUACUUGUGACAAUGGGCUAUAUUGGAACGAUAAAGUUAAAGCAUGCGACGUAAAAGAAGACGUAGACUGCUCCAACAUAAUACCAUUCCCAGAUCCUGAUUGUAAGGAUGGUAAAAAUACAUAUUACCCAUAUCCAUACGAUUGUAAAAAAUUCUACGAAUGUCUUGAUUCCAUACGUUACAUUCUAUCAUGUCCAGGGGAUUUCCUGUGGAACGAAAAACUUAAUAAAUGCGACGACAAAGACACAGUUGAUUGUUCUCACAUUAUCCCUGAACCUGACUCAACUUCUGUCGCCCCCCAACCUUCAACUGAUGUCACCGAACCUUCAACUGCUGUCCCCAAUCCUUCAACUGUUAACCCAGAUUUACAUUGUGAUAUAGACCUUGAAUAUUUCGCCGAUCCUUACAAUUGUCAGGGAUACUAUCAAUGCCUUAACGGAAUUAAGCAGCACGAAUUUUGUAACGAAGGUCUUCUGUGGAACGUACACAUUCCAGGAUGCGAUGAAAACUCUGAUUGUUCUCAACUAUUAGUUUCCACUGAAAAAACAGAUGCUCCAACUGCAGCACCCACCGAAAGUACAACUAGUAGCGUUUGCCAAGAAGGUGAUCGAAAUGAGUAUAUACCUGAUUGCCACAGAUUUUUUGAAUGCCAAAACAAUAGAUGGGUAGGUCCUUUCCAAUGUCCAGCUGAUCUUUACUGGAGCCAAGCAAAUAAACGAUGUGUAGUACUAGCGCAGUCAGAUUGCAAUAAACAUUAACGAGAGAAGAUAUUAACACAUAAAAUGAAUUUGACAUUACAACCGAAGACUUUACUUGUUAUAUUGUAAUAUAAUUUUGUCUGUUGUUAUAAUGAGCUUAAUAAAAUAAUUACUAAUAUUUAAA